AAAAAGCUUAAAAUCACAUCUGUAAGCGAACACUGGUGUUCAACAACUGCUUUGCAUGAGAGGUGGAUAAAGGAAUUGGAAGCUACACAGUCUUUCAGAGUUCUUCGCUCAAAAAGACUUCACAGCCAACAUGUUUGCGUUAAAAAAAAUCGUAGGAGGGAUUAUCGACGUUGUGAGCAAUGUUGAUCCUUCCCAGUUCGGUCCAUCUGAACCUCCUCCUGUCAGAAGACCACAAGUAAAUGUUCAGUCUCAGUCAAAUGAGAGCGAUGAGGAAAGGCAGUUUCGCAAAGUUUUCCUGCAGCUUGCUGGAGAUGACAUGGAAGUGAGCGCUAAUGAGCUGAUGAACAUUCUCAAUAAGAUUAUAGGCAAACAUAAAGAUCUCAAGACUGAGGGUUUCACACUUGAUUCUUGCAGGGCCAUGGUGGCAACAAUGGACACUGACAGCUCUGGAAAGUUGGGCUUUCAGGAGUUCAAGUACCUGUGGAACAAUAUUAAGAAGUGGCAGGGCGUCUAUAAGGCAUAUGAUGCAGACUGUUCUGGGACGAUUGGGGCUGAUGAGUUGCCGGCUGCAUUCAGAGCAGCAGGGUUUCCUCUCAGUGAUCAUCUCUUCCAGAUGAUCAUUCGCAGAUACAGUGAUGAAAGUGGCAACAUGGACUUUGAUAACUUCAUUGGGUGUCUGGUGCGACUGGAUGCAAUGUGUCGUGCUUUCAGAACACUUGACAAAAACAACACUGGUACUGUCAAAGUCAACAUAAAAGAGUGGCUGCAGCUGAUGAUGUACUCCUAAAUCAAAAAGAAUAAUCUCUGUACUGUUUUUUACACUUUACUAAUUAUUGGUUGUCAUCAUGAGAAAAUGUCACUCUGAUUUACCACACUUGUUUACAUAAUCUGAAAUUUAUUUUCAUUUUUUGCUUAUUAACGUUUUCAGAUUAAAUCAAUGUUCCAGUGAUAAAAAACAUUAAAACGGUCUAAUGUAAUGCAGAAAAGUGCUCUAAAUCAGAUAAAUCUAAAUUUGCUGCUGAAAUAAAAUUGCUUCUUGAUUCAUUGGCAAUGGUAUAUUCUGAUCACAAAUGGUGACGUCAAACAAAACAUAAAAAAGGAAAUAAAACAUGAUGUCCAUUGCAUUAAACUCAGGGUCAUAAAGGGUUUUGGCCUGGUUGUUGACAGCAUGACAAUAUAGAUAAGCAUGACUUUAUCUUGUCACUAGAGGGCACCGUUGUGUCUAUAUAAUGCUUAAAUCUAAAAGUUGUGAACCGUCCAAAAGCAGAAAUAAUGUUGUUUGGAGCAUUGCUACAUUGUGUUAAAUCCCAGUUUAAUGUGGGAAUUCUGCAAUAUUGUAAUUACAGUAGGCCCUACCGAAUAGAUUAUACUGUAAUACCACAUACACUGUAAACACUACUAUUUCCUAUGGUUUGAAUAAAACAUACACAAUAAAAUAAUUAAAAGUGUGUAAUGCGUUACUAACAUACUGCAAGAUAAAAAGGGGGAGUCACAUUUAUAAAAAGUCAGAAAAUAUAUUUUUAAAUCUUAUUAACAAUAGAUUGCAUUGGACUUAGUCCAAUGUUAAGCUAAGCUCAUUGUCAUGUGGAUCAGCCAGACCUCUUCCUUUUUGUUUUCAGGAUUACUUUUAAAAGUUACUUUUAAUAGAGUUCUUUGUGUUUCUGUGUCCUUUUCUAGAUAUUCUGAUGAAAGUGUGAAAGUUCUGUGUGUAAAUGUUGCAGUAGAGAGUGCAAUAAUACUGUUCCAAUACUGCUUUAUUACAAAGGCUUUGUAAAGUGACAUUCUUUUAAAUCCAUUUACAAAGCUCAGUUUAUUUCCAUUCCUGCUUACCAGCUGUGAUAUGUUAACCAAUUGAAUUGUUUGCCUAAAAUAAACCUCUAAUUUUAAAACAA
Astyanax mexicanus (Mexican tetra) is the source of this 1892-nucleotide messenger RNA. Its product is annotated as calpain small subunit 1. Gene Ontology annotation, molecular function: calcium ion binding. The transcript is spliced from 11 exons. The record is from RefSeq and is a predicted model, not a curated record. NCBI's taxonomy places the organism in Eukaryota, Metazoa, Chordata, Actinopteri, Characiformes, Acestrorhamphidae. The coding region runs from base 131 to 787 and encodes 218 amino acids.